AUGUUCCGCUCAAAAACCCCGACAAACGCUGCCCAGACCAGCUCCAGACGCUCACAAUCAAACUCACCGCCACCACCACCACCACCACCACCACCACAACCACAACCAAAGCGUACACCACCACCAAACCCACAUAGCGAUCCCCCACCAAGACCAGCUUAUCAGCCAAAUCGAAGACCUCCAAGUCUCAAUCGAUCUAGAAUGACGGUGGCAAGGACCAUUCCUACUUCACCAACGACACUUUCCGGUCUGGCCAAUGUCGCAAAUAUCGAAGGAUCCGACUCUGAGGAUACUAUCCCUCCUACAUCACAACCAAGUGACGACCCUCAUUCCGAAUCAAUCCCUCAUGUCAACGGGGACAUCACCCGACCGGUCCACUUCUACACCCCACCGAGAUAUGGCUCUCCACCCCGUUUUAUAGUCGCCCACUCGAAUGGCACGGGAAUCAAAAACUUCGGCACCGUCCCAAUCAAAGUCACAAUCCGUGACAUGCGAAACAAAGAGCACCGUUUCUACCUGGGCCUCCACUCCUUCAAACCCCUCCGCCACCUCCCCCCGUUACCAUACCCACUCGAUCUACAAGAUCCAGAGAUAGCCAACUUAGUUGCCACCACAACCACGGAGAUAAUCACUCGUCACGUCCCUUCCCCGACCAAAAUCUCGAUCUUUUCGACCGACCUUCUAAAGGCAAAUAACCCCAUCGGUCUACCAUCUCCACAGAUCUCCCACCCUUUACAAAUUUCACAAACCCCCUCGUCGGCUUUACUCCUCGCGAGCCACCAUUUACCACCAACAAUCGCCUCCCAGAUCUCAUCUGGAAAACUUUCAAUGCGUAUCAUAAACAUCUACCGUCCCAUUCUCGCCACUUCACAAAAAUUGAUGGACCACCCGUUUUAUAUCUCAGAGUCGCAUUCAAUCCUAGACGAAGACCUUGUCCCCAUCGAGCAUGUCUAUUCGGAUCACGUGGGUGCUGCCUAUGCGGUUAAACAUGAUGAGGGCCAGAGGUUUUGGUACUGGAGUGAUAUGGAGAAUACCGAAGGAUUUAUAGUACAAGUUUAUGAUAGUUUGUUCGGAUGUGACGUUUAUGGUGAGGAGAGGAGUAUUAGAGCUGCUACGGGUUUCUUUAAAUUAAUGCCUAAGGGGUCAGAGGAAGGUUGGGAAGCUGAGUGGCUAGUUGUUAAAGCUUUGGUCGUUGGUUGA
Molecule: messenger RNA, 1200 nt
Organism: Orbilia oligospora ATCC 24927
Lineage: Eukaryota; Fungi; Ascomycota; Orbiliomycetes; Orbiliales; Orbiliaceae
Exons: 1
Coding region: 1-1200 (399 amino acids)
Molecular function (GO): oxidoreductase activity
Source: RefSeq, a predicted model, not a curated record